GACUGAAACCAACAUAAAAAAAAACUACUGCUGGACUCUUGUGACACUCUGUUUGUAAACGCCUGUGUUUGGUGACGGAAGUAGCCUAGUCUUACCUUGUCAUGCCCACUGAAACUACAGCGUCAUUCACUGCCCUCAGGUGAGAGAGAUGAGAGAACGCCGCGAGAUUCACUCCGUCAAACUCUGAACGGCCCAUCAAGAACUUUUACAAUUGGACUAUUUCACCCAAACUGCCUAAAAAUACAGCGCCUGCAUUGACUGGUCGGAACGUCAGGCGUGCACGCUUCUGUUUAGUAGCGAAACAAACUAUUUUCCUGAAAAAACAUGAGUUCUGCCGCGUUUGAACAAGGAGGGAACGGGCGUCAUGAGCAGGUCACCUUCCUGACGAAUGAACAGAAGAUGGCACCGGCACGGAAGACGACCAUUGCCGUGGGGGUCGUCAUUGCCCUGUUGGUAGUGGCUGCAGUGGUUGGAUUUCUUGUGUGGCUCUUUGUUGUCAGGAGCAAAGAAUUGGAAAAUGAGGCCACCUUACAUAAACACAGCUCAUCCACACUGGUUUACAGUGGACAAAUUAAGCUUCUCAAACCCGAGUACAGGCCAGUAUAUGAGAAUCCCGACAGUGCAGAAUUCCAACAAGUGGCAAGGGACUUGGAAGGAAUUAUGAACGAUACAUUCACCAGAGAUCCUCUCCUUUCCAAAUACUAUACCAAGUCUGUCAUCACUGCCUUCAGUGAAGGAACCUUAGCGUAUCAUUGGUCUCAAUUUGACAUUCCUGAGACGGACCAAGAGAUCGUCCCAGAGCUGACAGAGGAGCGUGUGGUCGAGGCUCUGCGGAGGAGCAUCCGGCAGGAGGGCAAACGAGUCGGGAACAUCGCAGUCACUGCCAGCGACAUCACUGCUUCAUCCACAGACCCUCGGAUGGCCAGGGACCCCAGAUCCAAUAAAUGCUUUUACAGUCUCAUGGCUGACACCACCAGCAAAGAAUUUACAUCCCCGGAACACCCUAGGAGAUACCCAGCUAACUCCCGAUGCCAGUGGCAGAUCCGCGCUCCUAAAGGUUAUGCCAUCAGUGUCAAGUUCAGGACCUUCCACAUAGAGGAUGACUGUGCCAAUGAUUAUGUAGCCAUCUAUGACUCGCUCAGUCCUGACAGCACGUAUGCUAUCACAAAACAGUGUGGACUUCGACCUCCUACAAAUCCUCUUGAGGUAGUUUCUUCUGGUAACAUCAUGCUCGUCAACCUAAUCACAGAUAAGGUCCGGAGACUUGGAUUCAAAGCGGUUUACACUGUCAUUCCCGCUAUUGCUGCUGGGAGCUGUGGAGCAUCUCUGAAUACGCCCACUGGAAACUUCACCUCUCCUCAUUUUCCUAGUUUCUAUCCUCCUUUGAUCGACUGCAACUGGAACAUCAGUGUUCCUGCUGGCAGAAAGAUAAAGAUAGAGUUCAAUAUGUUCCGUGUGAAAGAGCCGGGGGUGGACACUAGCAGCUGUCACAAAGACUUCAUAGAGGUGCUGGGUAAAAAGUAUUGUGGAGAGAGACGUAGACUUGUUCUCUCUAGUGCCACCAAUAUCUUGGAAGUGAAGUUCCAUUCAGAUGAAUCCUACACUGAUAAGGGUUUCAGGAUCACUUACACCGCCUUUGACCCUGUAAACCCUUGCCCUGGUCAGUUUGCGUGCACCUCAGGCUACUGCAUCAAAAAAGAGCAACACUGUGAUGGGUGGAACGACUGCGAAGACAUGAGUGAUGAGAAAAGCUGCCACUGUGAUGACGAACAGUUCACUUGCAGUAAUGGCCUGUGUAGGCCUCGGUACUUUGUGUGUGACAGAGUAAAUGACUGUGGUGACAAUAGUGAUGAGGAACAUUGUGAUUGUGGCAGAGCUGAGGAAAGGUGCGGCGAUGGCGCCUGCAUCCCACAAGAAUUUAUAUGCGAUGGGAAAAAUGACUGUGCUGACGCCAGUGAUGAGGUCUCAUGUGUAGCAUCAGCCGGUAUCUGCAAUGAUUUCUCCUUCAAGUGUAAAAACAAGCAGUGUGUAAACAAAGUGAAUGCAGAGUGUGAUCGCGAAGAGGACUGCUCAGAUGGUUCGGAUGAGCAGGGAUGUAACUGUGGAGUCCGGCCAUACAAGCACAACCGUAUUGUGGGUGGGCAGAACUCAGAUGUGGGUGAAUGGCCGUGGCAGGUCAGUCUACAUUUCCAGACCAGCGGACACGUUUGCGGCGCCUCAGUCAUCUCCAACAAAUGGCUGCUGUCCGCUGCCCACUGCUUCAUCCAGCCUGAUUCAGCGUGA
Molecule: messenger RNA, 2283 nt
Organism: Sinocyclocheilus rhinocerous
Lineage: Eukaryota; Metazoa; Chordata; Actinopteri; Cypriniformes; Cyprinidae
Gene: st14
Product: ST14 transmembrane serine protease matriptase
Exons: 16
Coding region: 325-2283 (652 amino acids)
Biological process (GO): proteolysis
Molecular function (GO): serine-type endopeptidase activity; protein binding
Source: RefSeq, a predicted model, not a curated record